Messenger RNA from Toxorhynchites rutilus septentrionalis, 548 nucleotides. RefSeq lists its product as uncharacterized. Lineage: Eukaryota; Metazoa; Arthropoda; Insecta; Diptera; Culicidae. Bases 99 to 422 code for a protein of 107 amino acids. The transcript has 3 exons. The record is from RefSeq and is a predicted model, not a curated record.
CUGGAACUGAUAGCUUGUCAUUACGUUCCGGCAGCAUCUCUAGAACAGUCGCCUUCUCUUAAAAUCGCCGUAGCCGCUGAAGAAAGAUUCUCGUUAUAAUGAAUGGUCUAGCGAAAGCAUUUCACCUGCUGCUCCUGAUGAUAAUCGGAUCCUUGUUAUUUGCGUCGAUCGAAUGUGCACCACUUGAAAGUGUCCUAGCCACUGGAGAGGAGCCCAUACAUCAUAAUAAGGAAGACUUGCUUAGACUUUUCUUGGAAGACGCGAAGCUGGCAUCAUCCAGUAACAGUAACGAUCAAAGCUCGGAAGAGUGGAAGCAAAAUAUGCUGAACAUGAUGAAAAACAUUAAUGCUGCAUUAGGACCUGCUAUCGGGGAGCCGGUAACGGUCGGACCUCCACCGCAGGUUCCAACGUUAAAGCUGUAAUUUGAUGCUUGUACUGGAUUGAAAAACUCGUAAAAUUAGAGGAAGAAUUGGAUAGAUUGAUAAAGAUUGAAUGGAAGAUAGGAUUAGAUCGUUGAAAUUAAAUGAUGAUUCUUUGUACAUCCCAAA